AUGCCACACUCAGAUCAAGCACCUUCCAAUAAAAAGACUUUGAGAACUUCAUUUCUUCCGACUGUUUUACCUUCAUCAGUCACAUCUGAUAUGUCACCACUACAGAAUAAACUAUUGACAUACCGAAGAUGCAAUGAACAGCAAAAGUUGCUUAUUCAGUUACUAAUUGAUCGAGCUUUAAAAGUCUAUCAUAUCUCCAUGGAAGAAAAAUAUCACAGAGAUCCUGUACCCCCUAUUCCAGAACUGCCUUCUACUAUGAACAGUGAGCAAAAACAACGAAGAACAAACUAUCUCUUUAUGAAGAAGUGUGUGCAAAGUAACCCGGUGGUUCCCAUUCAGCAGCAGUGGCUAAUGUCCAUGCUUACACUGGUGCCACAGUCACUCAUGGAAGGCAAAGAUAGAGAGCUGUUAGCUGAAAAGCUUUUAGAGGAAAUAAUAAGGGAUUAUGAAAUGAGCAUGAGAAGAUGUGUGGUGCAAAAUGUUCUUAUUAAACCAGACAUAAAAGGACUUGAAGAUGAAGAGGAGGCACCUUUGCCUUUAUCACCAGUUGGCCUGGAUUUUUCUAGACCAUGGCAUGACAGUUUUAUCCAAGCAAAAACUCAAAUCCUUUCCAACUUGCACAUUCUCCACCCCACAAUGAAAACUCUACUGGAUUUUGGUUAUGCAGCAUUCUCUAACUUUCUUAUAGUGGAUUUCUCAAGUUUCAGAUUGAAAGGGCCAAUUGACUGUGAAUCUUUAAAAACUGAUGUCUCUCUAAGCUGUUCUAAAGCAGAAGAGAAGAUAUUGAAUACGUGGUAUCAAAGGGUUAUCAGUCUCUUUACUCAGAAGGGGUCAUUGAAUGGUGUAAAGUUGGAUCAGGUUGACCCUUUUUAUAACUGUGUGGCUACACUUAUGUCUAAUCAGCUGAAAGAGUUAUUGAGAAGAACAGUUGCAGCUUUUGUGAAACUUUUUGAUCCUGAAGACCGAAAUUCUCUACCUUUAUUUAAGAUGGAAUUGAUUCUUGAUGAAAAGAAAAUGGAGUUUUAUCCAAGCUUCCAAGACCUAGAAGAAGCAAUUCUCUUUAUAGUAAAUCGUGUAGGACAGACUCUCCAGAACGUCCAGACGGUACGUUCUUGGCUAAUGGGAGGCACUACAACUCUGGACACUGAGCUUCCUAAUCAUGUCAUAGGAUGGGCCACAUCUACACUGAAAAAAUCGAUCAGAGACAACUUAGAAGGUCCAAAGGAAUAUUUUGAAAACUAUG
Molecule: messenger RNA, 1243 nt
Organism: Balearica regulorum gibbericeps (East African grey crowned-crane)
Lineage: Eukaryota; Metazoa; Chordata; Aves; Gruiformes; Gruidae
Source: RefSeq, a predicted model, not a curated record